AUGUGCACCAGUACAUGUGCGAUAUGCAAAUUGCAUGAAGAAGUCCUCCCUGGGUGGAUGACCCACAUAAACCAAGAAUUUUCGAAGGAGUACUUUAAGCGUAUCUUAGACCACUUGCACACUGUACAAUUCUAUCCCAAGCCAGAGCAUAUAUUAAGAUGUCUUACGUAUACGGAGUGUACAGAUAUAAAAGUGGUCAUAUUAGGGCAGGAUCCUUAUCAUGGACAUAAUCAAGCAGAAGGUUUAUCAUUCUCUGUUGGUGAUGGGGUCCGGGUACCUCCGAGUCUGGCUAAUAUAAAGAAGGAGAUAUUCAAUUCGAUCGGUGUAAAUUCUGUGUGUAGUAAAGGGUCGCUUAUUAAAUGGGCUGAGCAGGGCGUACUUUUACUUAACACGAUCUUAACUGUGACCCGGAAUAAGCCACGGUCGCACUCCUCGAUCGGCUGGGUACGGUUUACCGAUGAAAUUAUAAGGAUAAUUAAUGAUACGUCAGAGGGUGUCGUAUUUAUGCUGUGGGGGAAGGAUGCCCAGAAGAAGAAGUUAUUAAUUGAUGGGGGCAGGCACUUUAUAUUAUGUGCACCUCAUCCGAGUCCAUUUAGUGCACGGACUGGGUUCUUUGGGUGUGACCAUUUCAAGAAGUCCAAUGAUUAUUUAGUGUCCUGUGGGAAGGAUCCUAUAAAAUGGUAA
This is a messenger RNA of Nematocida parisii ERTm1, 684 nucleotides long. RefSeq names its product uracil-DNA glycosylase. The record is from RefSeq and is a predicted model, not a curated record. Gene Ontology annotation, molecular function: uracil DNA N-glycosylase activity. Gene Ontology annotation, cellular component: mitochondrion; nucleus. Gene Ontology annotation, biological process: base-excision repair, AP site formation via deaminated base removal; base-excision repair. Bases 1 to 684 code for a protein of 227 amino acids. Lineage: Eukaryota; Fungi; Microsporidia. The transcript has a single exon.